AAACCCUUUGAAUGUUAUUUUUGGUCGAAAAGCCCUUUGAAUUGAAACCUCCAGUUUUGUAGCAGAAGGAAGAAACCGGAGUUCUUGUUCAAGUUCAUCAGAUUCAGAGACCCAUGUUCCAUUUCUCUCGCCAAGCCCUGCUUCAUGUUAGGGUUCUUCAAGUUCCUCCACAAGCUGAUUCACUCCGUCUGCUGCUCAGAAUCGGCUCUCUCCGCUUCCAAGCUUGUCAAAUUCGAAACCGCUUCAAGACCAGACGCAGUCAUUGGUUUCUUCAAGAGCCGAGGUUUCACUCCAACUCAAAUCUCACGCAUCGUUAGAAGAUUCCCCGCGGUGCUUUCAGCGGACCCAGAUAAGACUCUCUUGCCAAAAGUCAAUUUUUUGCGCUCGAAAGGGAUUUCCGACCUCGAAUUGGCCAAACUCGUGGCUACAGUCCCGAGGAUUUUGGUCAGGAGCCUAGAGCAGCAUUUGAUACCCACUUUUCAAUACAUUAGUAAUUUGGUACAAUCCGAUGAAAAGGCCAUCGCAGCCAUCACAUGUAGUCCCCGAAUAUUGUACGAGGAUCCGAAAGUUUUACUUGUUCCUAAAAUCACGACUUUGAGGAGUGCCGGGGUGCCUGAGGCGAAGAUCUGGUAUUUAGUCGUGGAUCACGGGCAAAUGUUUUGCUGUGGGUCCUUGAGAUUUGAUGAGACCGUGAAUAGGGUGAAAGCAAUGGGCUUUGAACCUUCCAAACUGAGUUUUGUCACGGCUCUGCUCGUGAUUAUGGGCAUGAGCGAGUUGACGUGGAAAAGGAAAAUCGGUGCGUUUGGCAGGUGGGGUUGGUCCGAGGAGGUAGUUAUGUUAGCUUUUAGGAAGCUUCCAUUGUGUAUGGCAUCGUCGGAGAGCAAAAUUACUGCUGCAAUGGACUUCUUUGUCAAUGUGGUGGGGCUCAAUUCGUUGGUUAUUUCCCAACGUCCGGUAGUCAUCAGGUUUAGCUUAGGUAAGAGAAUUGUUCCUCGGGGAUCCGUCUUUCAAGUUCUGCUGUCUAAAGGUUUGAUUAAACCUUGUAGCCUGUCUACAUUGUUGAAUGUUUCAGAGACGAAGUUCCUGGAAAAGUUUGUGACUCCUUAUUUGGGGAAAUCACCGCAGUUGUUGGCUUUGUAUAAUGAGAAGAUGGGUCUUGCAUGCUAGUUUGGAAUUUUGGUAUUUGCUCGGGUUAAACUAGGAUAGGAUGCUUGUGAAACCGAAAAAAGUUGUGCUCUUCUUGUUGUCUUUUGUCUACAUGCUGGAUGCUGAAACUGAACUGAAACUUGCAGAAAAAUCAAUUGGUGUAGCCUCUCUUCCUUCUUUCUGCAACUGCUAAUUUCCUUCCUUUGGUAAUUAUUAUGGCAUUGUGGCCCCGUAAUGACAGAACUUUUGGCCAUGCUCGAAACUAAGGUACUGAUCUGACACAAGGCAGCUCCUAGUCAGUCAAAGUUUGGAGGAAUCACAAUGAAGUGCUCUGAUUAGUAAUUUGUACUUUCCUAGAUAAUGGAAAAAUAGUUUGUCUACAGUUCUGUCUAGACUCAAAUAUAAAGUGGAGUGUCAUAGCAAUUAAGUUCAGCAAAUUAGAUUGGUAUCAUUUUGAAUGUUCCUUCAUGAUCUUUCAUGCAUAUUGAGACCAAGUGAGGUGAAAGGCAAUGUGUUUUGAGCCUCUGAAAUGGGGUUUAA
This is a messenger RNA of Rhodamnia argentea, 1686 nucleotides long. RefSeq lists its product as uncharacterized. The transcript is spliced from 2 exons. NCBI's taxonomy places the organism in Eukaryota, Viridiplantae, Streptophyta, Magnoliopsida, Myrtales, Myrtaceae. Gene Ontology annotation, molecular function: double-stranded DNA binding. Gene Ontology annotation, cellular component: chloroplast. Gene Ontology annotation, biological process: regulation of DNA-templated transcription; chloroplast organization. Bases 145 to 1167 code for a protein of 340 amino acids. The record is from RefSeq and is a predicted model, not a curated record.